AUGAAUAACCCGCCUGAGAACAGUGAUGUCAGUGCCAGCUCCAGGCUUCUUGACUCCCAUGCUUCCAGCCAGCAGCCUGGUGAUGCUCGCAGUCGCACCCAUGGCACUUUCACCCCGGCAUCUACUCAGAGCUACGGGGAGAGCAGCCAGAUCUCUGAAGCAGGAUACCUCCAGGGCAGAGAUGGCAUCUCUUCCGCUCCUAGCGGCGGAAAAUCCGUCACAAAACAACUAGCGGAGGCCCAUGGCCUGAAAAACCAAAGGGCUAUGUACCUCGCAUAUUAUGUGCCGUUCUUCAACUGGAUAACGCAGUACCGCUGGUCUUACCUCCGCGGUGACUUCAUCUCGGCCUUGACGGUCUGCUCUGUCUACGUUCCCAUGUGCCUCUCGCUGGCAUCCAAUGUUGCCCAUAUACCCGCCAUCAAUGGCCUAUACUCGUUUAUUUUCCACCCGUUCAUAUACUCCAUCUUCGGUAGCAGCCCGCUCUUGAUCGUGGGACCCGAGGCAGCCGGUUCUCUCAUGGUAGGCGCUGUCGUUCGAAGUACAGUCGAGGACGGGAAAGGCAUCGACGACGAUCCUCGUGGUAAUGCUGCGAUUUCUGGAAUUGUGGUGGGCAUGGCAGGUGCCAUGACCCUAAUUGGAGGAAUCACACGCCUGGGAUUUGUGGAUAAUGUCCUCAGCCGUCCGUUCCUCAGAGGGUUUAUCAGUGCUAUCGGGUUCAUGAUCAUGGUUGACCAACUCGUGCCUGAGAUGGGGCUGAGUGACAGAGCCAGAGAGGUCCUGCUUGGUACAUACGGCAGUUCCGCGGAGAAGUUGAUGUUCUUGAUCCAGAAUGUACAUUACAGCCAUGGUCUUACAUGCGCUGUUUCAUUCAGCACCAUUGCCAUUAUCAUGGUCUUCAGGAUACUGAAGAAGCACCUGCAACCGCGGUAUCCGGGAGUAGUCUUUUUCCCGGACCAGUUCAUAGUUGUCGUUCUGUCUGCGGUCUUGACCUGGGCACUAGAGUGGGAUAAAAAGGGGCUUGUUAUUCUUGGAAACAUCAAGGGCACCAGCAACUUGUUCAGGUUCGAGUGGCCGUUCCAGACAGACAAGCUAGAGCAUAUACGCAAUGCCAUGAGCACCUCAUUUAUCAUAUCUCUUCUGGGGUUUUUCGAGUCCUCCGUCGCCGCAAAGGGCAUCAGAUCCGCAAGUAAGGGUGGGAUCGAAGGCAUGACCUAUAGUCCAAAUCGUGAACUCGUCGCGUUGGGCGUCGCCAAUAUGGUUGGCGGGUGCUUCCUGGGUCUUCCCGCAUUUGGUGGAUAUGGUCGAAGCAAGCUGAGUGCCUUGACCGGUGCCAAAACACCCAUGGCCGGAAUAUUCGUUGCCCUGAUUACUUUAGCAUCCGUGAUCUGGCUGCUUCCAUACUUUUAUUAUCUCCCGAUGGCGGUUCUUUCUGCCUUGAUUUCGGUUGUUUCCUUCUCACUCAUAGAGGAAUGCCCUGAAGACAUCCGCUUUUUUAUUAGAAUACGUGGUUGGUCAGAGCUCGUUCUGAUGCUACUCAUCUUUUUCUCUACCUUCUUUUAUUCCCUAUACCUUGGUAUCGCCCUUGGGUUGGGUCUCUCUCUCCUUCAAAUAGUCCGCCACGCCACGAAGCCACGUAUUCAAAUCUUGGGCAAAGUACACGGGACCAGAGACCGUUUUGAGAACGCUGAAGUUCAUCCUGAGCGUGUCGAGUACGUUGCGGGCUCGCUAAUCGUGAAAAUCCCCGAACCACUUACCUUUGCCAAUACUGGCGAUCUAAAGAACAGACUACGCCGGCUGGAGUUCUACGGCACAAACGCGGCACACCCUGCACUGCCUCGUGUUAGACCCCCAGAGCACAACAAGAAUAUCAUCUUUGAUAUUCACGGCGUAACGAGCAUCGACGGGUCAGGCGUGCAGGUGCUCAGUGAAAUAGUCGAAGAAUACGUCUCUCAUGGCGUGCGGGUGUUUUUCUGCCGCAUCCCGCUUCCUGGGAGUGAAGUGUUCCAAAUGAUGGAGAAGAGUGGCAUAAUUGAUACGUGUGGCGGCAUAUCCCAUUUCGUGUCUACUGUCGAAAACGCCCUCCAGCUGGCGGAGACAGAGUAUAUUAACUACGAGUGA
Molecule: messenger RNA, 2118 nt
Organism: Trichophyton benhamiae CBS 112371
Lineage: Eukaryota; Fungi; Ascomycota; Eurotiomycetes; Onygenales; Arthrodermataceae
Exons: 4
Coding region: 1-2118 (705 amino acids)
Biological process (GO): transmembrane transport
Cellular component (GO): membrane
Molecular function (GO): sulfate transmembrane transporter activity
Source: RefSeq, a predicted model, not a curated record